Caenorhabditis remanei is the source of this 1422-nucleotide messenger RNA. RefSeq lists its product as uncharacterized. NCBI's taxonomy places the organism in Eukaryota, Metazoa, Nematoda, Chromadorea, Rhabditida, Rhabditidae. The transcript has 5 exons. Gene Ontology annotation, molecular function: glutathione transferase activity. The record is from RefSeq and is a predicted model, not a curated record. Gene Ontology annotation, biological process: glutathione metabolic process. The coding region runs from base 1 to 1422 and encodes 473 amino acids.
AUGGUUUCUUACAAACUCACCUACUUUGAUGGCCGUGGAGCCGGAGAGAUCUGCCGCCAAAUUUUCGCAUUCGCUGAAAAAAAGUACGAAGACAACAGAUUGUCUGAUGAAGAAUGGGCAAAGUUCAAGGCAACUGGAAAAUCCCCAUACAACCAACUUCCCCUGCUUGAAGUAGACGGAAAACCACUUGCCCAGUCUCACGCAAUGGCUCGUUAUCUUGCUCGUGAGUUCGGAAUCAAUGGAAAAACUCAUUGGGAAGAGGCUCAAGUCAAUUCAUUGGCUGAUCAAUUCAAGGAUUACUACAGUGAAGCCCGCCCAUAUCUCGCAGUGAAACUCGGAUAUACGGAGGGAGACGCCGAUGAGCUCUACAAGACUGUCUACCUCCCAGCUUUCAAGAAACAUUACGGAUUCUUGUCGAAUGCAUUGAAAGCCAGUGGAAAAGGAUUCAUGGUUGGAGAUUCCUUGACGUGGAUUGAUUUGUUGGUUGCUCAACAUUCAGCUGAUUUAUUGGCUAGAGAGGGAGAGGGUCUGUUCAAGGAUGUUCCUGAGAUGAAGACUCAUUCUCAAGAUAUUCAAGCCAUUCCCCAAAUCAAGAAAUGGAUUGAGAAGCGUCCAGUUUCCGAUUGCUCUCUUGUCUUGGUCACACAGAGCAGCUCACCCAAUCGUUCAGCCGAAAUGAUUGCUCUUCUCUCUGUUAUCUUGGCUUUCUUGGCUCCACAGGCUAGUGCUGUCAUCGGAGGAGACCUCAAUUGUACCAGUUACAAUGGAACUGCUUUCGUCUGGACACCAGCUGCCACCGCUUGCUCCAAUGUUAUCUCCGAUUCGUCUUGUGCUAUCCUCUACCCGGCACCAGUUGUUGCUGACGGAUAUCCAUCUCCAGGAAGAGACCAACAAAGACCAUUGGCAUGCUAUACCACAGCUACCGCCACUCCAGCCGGUAUUGUCCAAGACAUGAAGAAGGCUGCUAUGGAUAACUGCCCAAGAACUUGUGGAUUGUGUUGUCAGACAAAUUCUUACAACUGCCCAAAUGUUGCUUUCCCACGUCUCAACUGCAAUACCAUCACCCAAUCCCAAUGCCUCUCGCUUACCUGGAGACCAAUUAUCGCUGUGGACUGCCCAUCAGCCUGUGGAUUCUGUAAUCAGGGAGGAUGCGUCGAUGCCAUUAUGGACUGUGCCAAUGACGUUAGAAUUUGCACUGCCACCGGAUUGGAGACAUUCGUCGCCACCUACUGCCAAAGAACAUGUGGCAAGUGUGCUUCCUCCACCACUACCAGAACUAUUACCACCGGAACAUGCAGUUCUUACAUUGCUGAUUCAAGCACCAACUGCCGAGCCUGGUCCCUCAACGGAUUCUGUACCAACACCUUCUACACUGCAGCUCAGAGAAGAUCUUUCUGCGCCACCACCUGCAGAAUUUGCUGA